AUGGAGUUUAUCGUAAAAGCGAUGUCCAAAGAGAAUACAUAUUCUGUAUUCUCACGAGAUGAUUUUCUCAAAAUACUUGCAAUCCUCGGCAUACCACCAAUUCUUCCCGACGAAGAAGGUGUAGAAUACCAUGUAGCAUUUAAGUUUAGGGGCAAAACCCAAGACUUAAAUGUUUACGUGUGCGAAUCAUACUGGUCUGUUCCGUACUUUACGGGAGAAGAUUAUAAUGAGUAUGAAGUGGUUGGGUAUGAGAUUUCCAUCUCCCACGAGUGA
Molecule: messenger RNA, 273 nt
Organism: Trichomonas vaginalis G3
Lineage: Eukaryota; Parabasalia; Trichomonadida; Trichomonadidae
Exons: 1
Coding region: 1-273 (90 amino acids)
Source: RefSeq, a predicted model, not a curated record